Molecule: messenger RNA, 1368 nt
Organism: Letharia columbiana
Lineage: Eukaryota; Fungi; Ascomycota; Lecanoromycetes; Lecanorales; Parmeliaceae
Exons: 2
Coding region: 1-1368 (455 amino acids)
Biological process (GO): DNA damage response
Cellular component (GO): cytoplasm; nucleus
Molecular function (GO): phosphatase activity
Source: RefSeq, a predicted model, not a curated record
AUGGCGAAUUUUCAAUCCACAGACCCAUCGAUUGCAACUUCGAACAGCGGCGACCCAGAGUCAUUCGCCUACUCCACUGCACGCGAGCGUUGGCCGAAGAUCCUCUCCUCAGCGAUCGAUGAGAUCGCCUCCACAAUAUCUGGACAUAAUGGCUUAUCGAAGGAGGAUGUGGAAGCUGGGAGGGCUAUACAGGCCAAGCUGACGUCGCUGAAGACAAGUAUGCUGGGAAAUGCUGUGCUGGAGCCAAUACCACGAGAUGGGAGACCCGAUACUGAAGCCUACAACGAGGAGUUCAAAACAUUCAAAGACCUCAAAUGGCUAGCUGCGCCUUGGCUAUACACAGAGUGCUAUAUGUACCGCCUCAUCCACACAUACUUUACGCUCUCCACUCCGUUUUGGCAUUCGUUCGACAUGUUUGCGACCAGCAAAAGAUCGUCCCUCAUUGGCAGCAAGAAAGGAACGAUUGAGCUGGUCAAGAGAUUCCGGGCAGUGCUUCAAACUAUCGCUGAAAAGCAAGCUGUGGAUGAAGAGACGCAGAAGGCGAUAUUCGAAGAGAUGGUACAGAUCAGUCUUUGGGGAAAUGCUACAGACCUGGCAUUGCUUACAUCUCUCUCAGUGGAGGAGCUGAACAGUCGACAAGGGAAAGCGGUCAGAGACAGCAAUAAGGAAAACAUCGUUGUUGACGAUACGGAGCAAGUCUGGAGUCUUUUGUCAAGGCUACGAUCAUUGGGGUCUCCUAGAGACAUGCACAUAGUCCUAGACAAUGCUGGCUUUGAGUUGCUUACGGACUUGGUCCUCGCCGGAUAUCUUAUCGAAAGUGGCUACGCUAAGAAGAUUGUGCUCCACGGCAAACGAAUGCCAUGGUUCGUGUCAGACGUCAACCCAGAAGACUUGAAGUACUUGAUCGAGGGCUUUGCCGAUGGCACGAUUUACGAGGACAUCAAGUCUCCAGACAAAGAGGAGCUCCAGGAAGCUGGGAAAUACUGGCGAGGCCUGAUCCAGUCGGGGAAAAUGGAAUUCCGAGCCGAGCUAUUCUGGACUACGCAACAUCCCUUCGGGCGAAUGCCCGUUGUGGAACCUGCUUUGUUCGAGGACCUUGCUGAUGCUGAUCUUGUGGUAUACAAAGGGGAUCUCAACUACAGGAAGCUCACCUACGACGGCAUGUGGCCACAUUCAACACCGUUCAGCGAAGCCCUCGGACCUCUUGCCAAGAAACACGACGGCCAAGGGGUCAGAAGUUUGGUACUGCGGACCGCCAAGGCCGAUGUCUGUGUAGGACUCAAGCCAGGUCAGGACGCGAACUUUGAGGAGGGUUGGACGCGGCAUGGGAAGUACGCAAUGGUGAGCUACUGGGAUGCUAAGCCAUAA